Molecule: messenger RNA, 432 nt
Organism: Naumovozyma dairenensis CBS 421
Lineage: Eukaryota; Fungi; Ascomycota; Saccharomycetes; Saccharomycetales; Saccharomycetaceae
Exons: 1
Coding region: 1-432 (143 amino acids)
Source: RefSeq, a predicted model, not a curated record
AUGAAACUAGUAACACUAACACUAAUCCUUUGUUUAUGUAACAGCGUUCUCGGGAAAGAAAAAGAAAAAGAUAUUGCCUUGCCAGAUAUCUUGAACAACGACGAUGCUCUUGCAUAUUUGGGCAUGCUUAAAGAUAAGCAUGCCCAGACGUUGGAAGAAGAAAUGGCUCAUAUGAGGGAAAAUGGUGAAGAAUUCAAGAAGCAUUUAGAGUUUCAAAAACUCCUCGAAGAAGACAAGAAAAAAACGUGGUAUAUCAAGAAUACUACAUUAACUGAGGUUGAUGAGAGUUUCUUCAAUAACUUGAAGAAUAAGCUCGCGGCUUCAUUGCCAGGAAAGGCCGGUAGCAUGCUUAAGAAGGUAAAAUUCCAAAACCUUGGUCUUUACAUCUUUGGUAUUGGUGAAACUAACAUCUUCGAUGAUUUAGAGAUUUAA